UCGGAGUGGUGCGGACGGCUUGUCUCUCUCUCUCCCUGAUCCAGCGUGAUGUGCGCACAGCCGUCUUCCUCAGCUGGAGUGGUGGUGACAGGCAGUCGUCUUCCUCAGCUAGAGUGGUGGUGACAGGCAGCCGUCUUCCUCAGCUAGAGUGGUGGUGACAGGCAGCCGUCUUCCUCAGCUAGAGUGGUGGUGACAGGCAGCCGUCUUCCUCAGCUAGAGUGGUGGUGACAGGCAGUCGUCUUCCUCAGCUGGAGUGGUGGUGACAGGCAGCCGUCUUCCUCAGCUAGAGUGGUGGUGACAGGCAGUCGUCUUCCUCAGCUGGAGUGGUGGUGACAGGCAGCCGUCUUCCUCAGCUGGAGUGGUGGUGACAGGCAGCCGUCUUCCUCAGCUGGAGUGGUGGUGACAGGCAGCCGUCUUCCUCAGCUAGAGUGGUGGUGACAGGCAGCCGUCUUCCUCAGCUAGAGUGGUGGUGACAGGCAGCCGUCUUCCUCAGCUAGAGUGGUGGUGACAGGCAGCCGUCUUCCUCAGCUAGAGUGGUGGUGACAGGCAGCCGUCUUCCUCAGCUAGAGUGGUGGUGACAGGCAGCCGUCUUCCUCAGCUAGUGGUGGUGACAGGCAGCCGUCUUCCUCAGCUAGAGUGGUGGUGACAGGCAGCCGUCUUCCUCAGCUAGUGGUGGUGACAGGCAGCCAUCUUCCUCAGCUAGUGGUGGUGACAGGCAGUCAUCUUCCUCAGCUAGUGGUGGUGACAGGCAGUCGUCUUCCUCAGCUAGAGUGCGGCGGACAUUCCCCCUCACCUGACGGAUGAGAACGUGAAGACGAUACUGUCAUCUGUGCCUGGCUACAACUGGGCUACGACAAGAGCCUACGACACUUGAGGCUACGACACACGAGGUUACGACAACACGAGGCUACGACACUUGAGGCUACGACAACACGAGGCUAUGACACAUGAGGCUACGACACAUGAAGCUACGACAACAAGAGGCUACGACAACACGAGGCUACGACACCAGACUGCUGCACCAUCAAGCCGCCGCAAUACGAGGCUACGACACCACACCUCACCACAUCAUUGAUUGAGAACAAAUAUUAAUCCAUAUUCACUACCAGCAAAUACCCUUCGAUACAGAAGGAAAAGGAAAAUGAAGCUUUCGUAGAAGACAGAAUACGAGAAAAGAAGCCGUGGUAGGAGACAGGAAGGCGGACGAAGCCGUCGUAGGAGACAGGAAGGAGGAAGACAGGAUGAUGGAGACGGGGGUGUUUGUGAUGGGGCGUCUGUUGAGACGCCGCCCCCGCUACACCACCUUCCUUACCCUCUUCCUGGCCGUCUCUACCAUCCUCCUCCUGCACCACCUCGCUCUCCUCAUCUACGCCUACCACGAGUACGUGCUGGCGCUGCUCCCGUCGAGUCCGCUGCCCGUCCAGCGCCGUCCACCCAAGUCUAACACCAGCGACGGCAACACCGCCGAGAGUGAGACAGGCGGAGGACGGUACAGGGGGAAGACAGACGGGGGGCCUCGGAUCUUAUGCCUGAUCGUCACGACGCCCCACUACCACCAGGAGCGGGCGGUCCACGUAGCCUCGACCUGGGCCCAGAGAUGCAGCUUGGCCGUCUUCCUGACCACGCGCCCGGAUCCUCGUCUCCCUCGCAUACUCCUCACACCGGGGGCUCGCUCCUACGACCAGCUGUGGGACAAGGUCACCCAAGGGUUCCAGUGGGCGUAUGGGCACCGGGAGGAGUUCGACUGGGUGGUGAAGGCCGACGACGACACCUUCCUGGUGGUGGAGCAUCUUCAGGCGGCUCUCCGCGCCCUGGACCCGGACCAGCCCCUGGCCUCAGGUGUUCACCUCCGCACCUGGGAGACUGGGAAGACCUACCUCAACGGGGGCGCUGGGUACGUGUUGAGCCGGGGCGCCGUCACCAGGCUGGUCGAGGAGGGACUGCAGGCCCGAGCGUGCAAGGACAACCUCGAACUCGGCCUCAACGAGGAUGUCAACAUGGCCUCGUGUUUAUCAUUCGUGGGUGUGGAGCUCCUCGACUCCCGGGACUCUGCGGGUCGACAGAGGUUCCACGUGUACCCUCCUCAACAGCUGAUCGACCCUCGCCAGGAGAACAGCUUCUUUCAUCUCUGGCUCAAGAAGAUAUCCAUCUAUCCCUAUAAAUUUGGCUACUCGGAGCUGAGCGAGGAGGUCAUCAGCUUCCACUACGUCGACGCGGAGACCAUGUACCUCCUCUACUACCUCAUCUACCUCGUCAACCCCACCACCACCACCACCACCACCAUCAACCCCUCGACCUUCCAUCACAUCCGCGACCCUCCAGUAGAGUCCCCUCAUUCAAUCUCCCGAACGCCGCCUCUGCGCUGAGUCUCUUCCGGUUCGUCUUCGGGAGUCCAGGCCACGACAGGAGCUCGGUGGAUGUCCAGACUCCAGCUGAAGUACUUCCAGUCUCUGAUAAUCUUUCCGGAGGAGAGGAGAGCUGGAAUUGUGUUUGCUGGAUCCGUUUUCAUUGCUGUGACCGCAGGGGGUUAUUCCCUAACACACACUGGUAAUGUGUAUUUAUGUGUUUAGGUUAGAUUAGCAUUUUAAAAGCACUACAAUCACCUGUGGUUGAUUGUUCAGUAAAUCACUUAAUUAUAUGCUUAACAGCUCUCUAAACCUGUCCAUGGAGGACAGAAGAAAAUGUAGAUAUACUGGUUAGCAUUGUAAAUGACUGGCCACGAUUGUGGUAGAAAAUAAUAAUACUAAUAAAAUGGUAUUGCCGAGCUAAAUUAACACUGGAAUGCAUUUGGAGUGCCGGAACUUGGACGCUAAUGAUUUGCAGGACUUUCCAGCAGUGACUCUGGACCUGAUGUACUGUACUGAGCAGUGCUCAUGUAAAUAUAACUGUAAAAUGACUGUAUCUGUAAACAUAAAGCUCAUUAAUUAAUCCAAUCAGUCGGUGCAGCUCGUAGCCAGUCUGCAGAAACGGUUGGGCAUGUUUCCUUUCACCUAGUGCUCCCUGUUCACCUUGACCUCGUCAAGCCAAAGUUCAGGCUGCCUGUCCCCGAGAAAACGGGAAUUAUAUUGUCAAAAGAAUGACUUAAAACGAAUUAUUUUA
Molecule: messenger RNA, 3099 nt
Organism: Procambarus clarkii (red swamp crayfish)
Lineage: Eukaryota; Metazoa; Arthropoda; Malacostraca; Decapoda; Cambaridae
Product: glycoprotein-N-acetylgalactosamine 3-beta-galactosyltransferase 1
Cellular component (GO): membrane
Molecular function (GO): N-acetylgalactosaminide beta-1,3-galactosyltransferase activity
Source: RefSeq, a predicted model, not a curated record